UAUUUUGUGUUUUGUGUUGGAUAUUUUGGAUUUACCUUAUUUAAUUAAUUCUUUAGUAAGUGGAUCAUUUAUAAAUCAAGAUUAGUUUACUUUUCUCCUUCAACAUGUUAGCGUCGCGGGAAAGAAUGUGUUUCAUAUGAACAAAGUGAAGGCCUUCACGAGUAUUUUGUUUUGAUAUGCAAAGACCCGUGGAUGAAAAGUGCGAGAGCGAGGCCCAAUCCGACCUCGAGCGCUCUAGCAACAUGCUAGCAGCGCCUGACAACAAGAAAAAGACCGAGCUGGACAAUUUCGACGCGAAACCGAAGGCAAGUGAAGAGGACCCGAAACCACGAAUAGUGCUCACAUUUCGCUCGGAAAAGACAGGAACGCGUUCUAGCAACAUGAAAAUCGUUUCGGCCGAGGAGAAGCAAGAGGAAAUCUCGCCGCGCCGUUCCACCCGCAUCAGAAUACCCGUCAUGUGGGAUUCUGAAGAGGAGGCUGACUGUACGUCGCCCAGGAAAGAAAAAGCUGUAAGCAGUGUGUCGGAAAACGAGGAAGCUUCCGACGGGAGCACUCCCAAACGCUCUGCGCGUGGGAGAAGCAAGGAGUUCUCUGAAAAUGUCAUUGCGAACGCCAUAGCUAGGAAGGAGAAGUAUAACGACCCUGGACCUACCAAGAGGCCCUCUCGGCAGAUAAAACCGACUCCUAAGGUACUAGGGAAUAAGGAACUGAGGUGGCUGCAAUCUCAGCCGCAGAGUAAUGUUAUAGACAGGUCGGAGGACGGUGUGAUGACCCGACGGUCGGCUCGGAGGAAGAGCUUUGAAGCUGUGGAGGAGAAGAAAGUUGAGAAGGUGUUUGAGGAGGAAGAAGAUAUUGAGGCGGAAGAGAUGGAACUGGAAGAAGACCAGACAGAGGAGGCGGCAGUACAAUCAAACAAUGUUAAGAAACUGAAACACCUCUGCGAGCUGGGGCUCAGAGCCAUCAACCCUGCUGGCCUGAGUGACAGCCAGGAGGCUGAAGACAGAGACGAAGACAUCGAGGAACUAGAAGACGAUGAACUGGACGAAGAGCUCAUCAGCAAACUAGCCGAAGUGGAGACAGGUUCCGACGAGGAUGAAGAUGAUGACGACGAGUUCUUCUGCGCUGCGGACGCGUCGUGCGGUGAGAGGCCUAGAAGGUCUACUAGACUGUGCUCGGGCUAUGGAGAGGACGAUGAGGAAAUGACAGAAGAUGGGAAAUCACAGCCGCGACGCUCAUCAAGGAUACCUAAGAGUGUAGAAUACAUGUCGGACACCGAAAGCAGUAGGAACCCAGCGGGUGCUGAUGAUACGGAGGCUGCAUAUCCGGACGAAGAGUCUGGUGUCACAGCAUCUUGUUACUGCGAGGCAACCAGCAACGUUUAUGUCUCGCCUAAAGACUUGGACGAGGAGCCAGUGUUCUGCCAAGCCAUUGACCUGGUGGAUGGGAUCCGCGUCGGCUGUUCGCACAGCGCGCUGCGCACGCCGGCGGGCCUGGCGCCGCUGGUGCGGAGCGGCCCCCGCGCGCCCUACGUGCUCGCGUGCGACCAGCACAACAUUCAGCUGCGGCUGCACAUGGCGUGCGCUGCCUGCGGCUGCUUCUGCACGCAGGGCGUGUUCUACCGCUGCAACAAGAAUCACUAUUUCCACGUCGACUGCGGCAUCUCCAACGACCCCAAACAGAAGCCCGGGUGCCCCCACUGCGGCGUGUACUCUUACCGAUGGCAACCAGUCAAUAGGGAGUGCCGUAGAGUGCGGAUAACGGCUAAAUGUUCCAAUAAGAGGGUGUUCUUGCCCGAUCAGAGGGUGCAAUGCACACCAGCAUAUCUCGGCUUCUCCACCCUGGAUCCCACGAGCUUAGAACAAGACCCCAUAAUCCCUCCAGACCUACUGCCGACGCUGACGGUGGACCUCGAGGGUCUCCGGACACGGGACCCUUCAGCUACGGACGCGGGGGAUCUUUACCCCGCUGUACUGGCGGGGGCUAAGGCUGACGAACUAUUGCCUAUGAUAGUGUCCUGCCCCGACAUAAACAAGCCGGUCACACCCAGCGGCGGCACAGUGGCCCACGCAGCGGCCCGAAGAGGCCACUUAGCCGCACUGUACCUCGUACAGUACGCGGGCGCGAACAUGGACGCGGAGGACGCGCGCUCGCUCACACCGCUCAUGUGCGCCGUCAGAGCUCUCUCCAAAAAGAACCUAUCGAAGCCCAAACACACCGACUCAGACGUGGAAAUGGACGUGGACCCCGAGAGUGAGAAGGAAGACGAUAAGAGCGAGACGGGUAGCGAUGACGAGCUGCUCAAGGUCAUACGGUACCUGGUCGCCGCCGGAUGCGACGCCAAUCUGCCUGGCCCCGAAGGUAUGACGGCGCUCCACACGGCCGCCCGCUACGGGCACAAGGACGCGUGCGCCGCCAUCUUGAGCUCGGCUCGGUCGCUCGUCGACCCCCGCGACCACGGCGGCUGGACGCCGCUUGUUUGGGCGGCGGAGCACUCGCACGCAGCCGUAGUGAGAUUGCUGUUAGAGCACGGCGCGGACCCCACAGCGACGGACAUAGAAGGCAACGCGGCCGCACACUGGUGCGCCCUGGCCGGCCACGGGCCGUGCUUGAGGCUGCUGGUGGAGGCCUCACAGCGGGCCGUGGCCGCCGUCAACGCGCACAGGGACACCCCCCUACACGUAGCCGCAAGACAAGGUCACUACGCGUGCGUCGUCAUAUUGCUGGCACACGGAGCCAGGACCGACGUAGAGAACAUAGCGGGUGAGCUGCCAGUGGAGGUGUGUACGGGACAGUGUCAGAGCGCCAUCUCGCUGAAUAUGCAAAUGGCGAUCGCCUCACGAGAGCAACUCACGCGGUACAAGAUGCUAUCAAGUGACAUAUCAAACGGACGCGAGCCACACCCCAUCCCGUGCAUCAACGAAGUGGACGACACGCCCGCACCCGCAGACUUCACGUACGUGGUGCGUCACGUGAUGCCGCGACGCGUUGACGUCGAUGACACCAUUGACACACUACAGGGCUGCACGUGCACGGACGGCACGUGCUCAGCCGACACGUGCUCGUGCCAGCUGCUCGGCGUGCGCCGCUGGUUCCACAAGGGCCGUCUCGUGCCCGACUUCCCCUACCACGAACCGCCCAUGCUGUUCCAAUGCAACCACACUUGCGGCUGCAACAAGAAACUGUGCACGAAUUCGGUAGUGACACGCGCCACGGAGAACGGGUCCAUGAUGAUCCGCGCCUGCGUGUUCCGCGCCGGCGGCUCCAAGGGUUGGGGGCUCCGCGCAACGGCCAAGGUCCCCCGAGGCUCCCCGGUGGCCACGUACUGUGGGGAGCUGCUCAGCAUGGCCCACGCCGACACGCGCUCCCCGGACCACUACAUGUUCGCGCUGGACGUGAAGCCGGACCUGCUGGAGCAAUGUGAAUACAAAGUUCAGCUGUGCGUGGACGCGGCUCGUUAUGGCAGUGCGGCGCGAUUCAUCAACCACAGCUGUCAGCCGAACCUGGCACCUGUGCGGGUGUUCACCUGCAGUCGCGACCUGCGCCUGCCGGCCGUGUGCCUGUUCGCCACCAGGGACAUCGCGCACGGCGAGGAGCUCUCUUUCGACUACGGCGACAAGUUCUGGUCGGUUAAGUCGAAGUGGAUGAAAUGCGAGUGCGGCAGCCCAGAGUGCAGGUACCCGCACCAGUCCGCCGACGACGAGUGAGCCGGGAACCACAGAUCACCUCUAUGAGGGCUAAAGCGUUUAAUUUCGCCGCAUGGGCUCUUAACAAUAAGACGUUUUCACCUCAGCAGCUCGAACAAACCUUCUUUCGUCACUCCCUGGAGUGAGGAAAGUGCAACUUUCCUCACUCCAGAGAGUGAAACAAAGUAGCUUUUUAAUUCAGUGAAGGCCAUGAACUGCCACUUCAUACUUUUAUUACAAUAUUUUUCUCUAUAUUAUUCUGUGUAAUUCGAAAUACAUUUUAACCUUUAAUAUGUUCUCACUACUGAGGUGAAAAAUUAUGUGUGCAACACGAGAGCAAUGUUAUUUUACAUCUCGUGUUUUCGAGUCCCGAGAAAACAAACACUCGCAAGAAAAAGCAACUUUCCUCUCUUGUUGCACAAAUAACUAUUGUAAGAGUUAGAAAAAGCUUAAGACUUAACUUUUACAUAAAAUACGGAACGGAACUUUAGUGAUAAUUUGAUAUACCAUAAAUGUAGGAAAAUAUUCAUAAGUAAAAUAUUUCUGAUAAUUUUACAUAUAUUGGCAAUACGAGACAUAAUGCAUGUUUUUGUUAGGUCCUUGUACUUAUAUGUAUUGAUUAUUUAAUGCCGAUUUAUCUUUGUAUUUAUUUUAAAAUCAAUAAUCACUUUCAA
Molecule: messenger RNA, 4357 nt
Organism: Cydia strobilella
Lineage: Eukaryota; Metazoa; Arthropoda; Insecta; Lepidoptera; Tortricidae
Gene: G9a
Product: histone-lysine N-methyltransferase EHMT2
Exons: 20
Coding region: 177-3704 (1175 amino acids)
Cellular component (GO): nucleus
Molecular function (GO): zinc ion binding; histone methyltransferase activity; p53 binding
Source: RefSeq, a predicted model, not a curated record